Molecule: messenger RNA, 2224 nt
Organism: Cottoperca gobio
Lineage: Eukaryota; Metazoa; Chordata; Actinopteri; Perciformes; Bovichtidae
Gene: tnfrsf19
Product: tumor necrosis factor receptor superfamily, member 19
Exons: 10
Coding region: 403-1497 (364 amino acids)
Biological process (GO): positive regulation of canonical NF-kappaB signal transduction; positive regulation of JNK cascade
Cellular component (GO): plasma membrane
Molecular function (GO): signaling receptor activity; protein binding
Source: RefSeq, a predicted model, not a curated record
UCUCACACACACACAGGGGAGAGAGAGUCGACUCUGAUAAAAAGGAACUCUCGUAUUGAUCAGACCUUCUCAGUCCGCGCGUCCGUGUUUGUCUCUGUGACUGUGGGGGACGGGACUUUGAUGUAGGCCGACUGAUCACAGAUCAGAUACACGCGCUUCAGAUCCAUAAAGCCACCCCCCCCUCUCCCCGCCUUUGAUCUGCGUGCUGAGGUUCGUCCUCGAGCUGCUGCGGCUCUGUGUUGUUCUGGGCUGGGCUGGGGCAGCAGCGAUGACAUGGUGAGCGGACCGGUGCGGGAAACACACCAGCACACCUCUCACCGGUCUGCUGUCGACUUUUAACAACUUUCAUCAACAGACUUUUGGUUUUUUUUAGCAGCUGCAGGCAACAAGUGGCUCAUCAAAAUGUUCUGGAUCCUUCAACACACCUUCUCACUUCUAAUAACUGUGCAUGUCAUAUAUUCAGCUCUGAUUCCUGUGGGGGCCGAGGAGGAGAUGAGAGAAUGCAGAGAACAGGAGUACAAGGACCGCUUUGGGAACUGUAAACCCUGCAAGCAGUGUGAUGCAGGGCAGGAGCUAUCAAAGGAAUGUGGCUUUGGUUAUGGAGAGGAUGCCCGGUGCGUGCCCUGCCGGAGCAGUCGCUUCAAGGAGGACAGGAGCCUGCAGAAGUGCAAGCCCUGCCUGGACUGUGGACUCAUCAACCGCUUCCAGAAGGGCAACUGCUCCACCACCAGCAACGCCGUGUGUGGCGACUGUCUGCCGGGAUUUUACAGGAAGACAAAAUUAAGUGGUUUUCAAGACAUGGAGUGCAUACCCUGUGGAGACCCUCCACCCCCGUAUGAGCCUCACUGCAGCGGGCGUGUGAACCUGGUGCCGCUGCCCUCGGUGGUGACUAGCCCCCGGGACAUGGCUCUGGCCGCGGUCAUCUGCAGCGCUCUGGCCACCGUGCUGCUGGCCCUGCUGGUCCUGUGCGUCAUCUACUGCAAGAGACAGCUGCUGGAGAAGAAGCCCAGCGCGGCCUCUCUCAGGUCCCAGGACUGUCCGUACAGCGGAGCAGAGCUGUCCUGCCUGGACCCUCGCUGGCUCCACGACUUCCCCCAGAGACCCUGCUGCCAGUGUCACCUGGGCCCCGGACAAACCUGUGGUCCAGUCCACCUGAUCCCAUCUCUGUGCUGUGACGAGAGCUGCAGUCUGGGCCGCAGCCUGGACAACAGUCCCUUCCAGUCCCAGAUGAGCCUCAGUGACGGAAUUACACACCAGGAUGAGGAGGGCGCCCCGAUGCAGCCGGCAGGACGUCCAGAGUCUGGUGGGAUGAGAGUCGAGCUGCCUCAGGGCAACGCUGAACCUGCAGGGAGACUGGAGGGGGAAGAGGAAGAUGGGGAUGAAGAGGAAGGGUGUAGGUCAAGGGAGAUGUCACCUGAGAGGACCAGACAGAGCUACAGUGAAGCUGUGACAGAUGCACUUCUCCCCAAACAGCACGCAUCAAGUCAGGAAGGAUGACAUGGAUUUCUUUGGCUCGUGUUCCACCCUUGAACCACCCUGGACUCAACAACAGCCGUGGCCAGAUCUCGGAUCAGAUUACUCACUAGUCCCCCCCCCCCCCCCCCCCAUAAAGACGAGCCGCAGCCACUCUCUCAAGUGCAGUCACGCCGCCUCUUUGAAAUGCCUGCCGCUGACCUCAGAGCCCCUCCUCAAAGGGUCCAAACUGAAUAUGUACAUACAUGCAAACAAAAGCACUGCUGAGGAAAAACAAAGCAAGAGGGCAAAAGGACACACACACACACACACACACACACACACACACACACACACAGAAUGUGAACUCGCUGGCCCAGAAGGUGAAAUUGAAUGAAGUUCAAACGUCAAGGAGUAUUGAUUUACUACGUGUUGCAUAUUCACAUGUAGGAGAACAUAAAGUGAACCGCAGUGAUCCAGCAGCUGGUGUUAUGAAGCCUUUGUGUGUAAAAGUAACACAUGUGAGGUGUGAAGAAAAGUGUCAAAAGUGAUUAUGUUGCACAUUGAAGACAAUCUUGAUAAUAUGGAACAAUUAAGACGAGGAAUGUUUAAGUGAUGAAUGUGUUGUAGAUACUGUAAAAUAUUAAAUAGGUCAAUAUUUUUGUAACAUAGACAUGACUGACGAUGUGUUUCCUCCCCGUUAUAGUGUUGAUGGUUGUGAUUGGUCACUUCCUCGUAUUGUUUUUGUAAAUAAACCACUUGAACGAGUUAA